This is a messenger RNA of Corythoichthys intestinalis (scribbled pipefish), 2491 nucleotides long. It is a transcript of the gene snap25a, whose product is annotated as synaptosome associated protein 25a. NCBI's taxonomy places the organism in Eukaryota, Metazoa, Chordata, Actinopteri, Syngnathiformes, Syngnathidae. Gene Ontology annotation, cellular component: synaptobrevin 2-SNAP-25-syntaxin-1a-complexin I complex; plasma membrane. The transcript has 9 exons. Gene Ontology annotation, molecular function: voltage-gated potassium channel activity; syntaxin-1 binding; SNAP receptor activity. The record is from RefSeq and is a predicted model, not a curated record. The coding region runs from base 349 to 963 and encodes 204 amino acids. Gene Ontology annotation, biological process: exocytosis; synaptic vesicle fusion to presynaptic active zone membrane; synaptic vesicle priming.
CACUGCUUCCCCUCAUUGAAGAAGUGAGGAAGACUCAGCGCAGUGCCUUUGCAGCAUCGCCGUCACAGCGAGCGCACACACACAUACACACACUCACAGACAGGGGGUGGGGGGCUGCUGGUCAAAAAAAAAAAAAGGAAAAAAUAGUGAACGCAUUUCCUCCAGUGCUGACUGCAGGCCGACGACAACAAGCUCGGGUUCGUGCAGGUGACCCUUUCAGAGCCAUAAAGGCAUACUGUACGUGCCAACCACUCGUGUACUGUGCUCCCCAAAAAGCUCUUCCCGGAUUCCCUCUAAGAUCAAUUCUUCCCUGUUGGAGACCCUCUCCACCCCCCACACCCAACAGCCAUGGCAGAUGAUGCGGACAUGCGCAAUGAGCUGUCAGAUAUGCAGCAGCGUGCUGACCAGCUUGCCGAUGAGUCCCUGGAAAGCACCCGUCGUAUGCUGCAGCUGGUGGAAGAGAGCAAAGAUGCCGGCAUUAGGACUUUGGUCAUGUUGGAUGAACAAGGAGAACAACUGGAGCGCAUCGAGGAGGGAAUGGACCAAAUCAAUAAGGACAUGAAGGAUGCAGAAAAGAAUUUGAACGAUCUAGGGAAAUUCUGUGGUCUUUGCUCCUGUCCAUGUAACAAGAUGAAGAGCGGAGCCAGCAAGGCCUGGGGGAACAACCAGGAUGGGGUGGUGGCCAGCCAACCAGCCCGUGUGGUGGAUGAGCGUGAACAGAUGGCCAUUAGCGGAGGCUUCAUUCGCAGGGUAACAGACGACGCUCGAGAAAAUGAGAUGGACGAGAAUCUGGAGCAGGUGGGCGGUAUCAUUGGAAACCUGCGUCACAUGGCCGUGGACAUGGGUAACGAGAUCGAUACCCAGAACCGCCAGAUCGACAGGAUCAUGGAGAAGGCUGAUUCCAACAAGACCAGGAUUGACGAGGCCAACCAGAGGGCCACAAAGAUGUUGGGCAGUGGCUAAACGCCCCCGCCCCCUGGCGAGCACAACCCGUCCCGGUGUACGGCGCCGCACGUCACGCCGACAUGCUUUCAUCAUGAUAUUGACCUUCUAGGUUUGCACACAUGCACAUAUCACCCCCUCCUCCCCAUUGUAAAUGUCGUUCUGUGUGUUGUUUGUCGAGCUUUUUCAAGAUGAUUGUCCUCGUAAAAUGAUGAUUUCUUAUACUCCGUACAUCAUUCUUUCCAAAGGUUGUAUAUAGUGCUGAGUUAAUGGCGCUCUGGCUCACCUGUGAAGUUUUUAUUCUCUUGAUCUGAAUAUAUAUAUAUGUAUAUCAUAUAUUAUUCUAUAUCACAUAUAAUAUAUAUACACAUAUAUAUAUUGAAGUAUACUGCUAUGGAUGGCAAGUAUAUAACAGGAAUGCGAUACAAGCUAUUUGUUUGAAUUCUUCCUUUUUGAGUAUCUCAGUAUUGUCGUAGUAACGGUUUCACGUAGGCUACUGUCACGCUCUUUAUUUUAUGUGUUUCGUCACAGCAAAUGGGAGAAAACCGAUGGCAAGUCAGGAUUCGCUGAGUUGAAUACGAUUGCAAACAGUACUUACAAUCAUAAAAGGCAGUCGCUGGGUCAUUUCCCUCCAUUGCAAUCAUACUGAGUUUACUGUUUAGACAAUGUGCAACUAGAUUCUCUGUAGCUGUAUUAGGCAUUUGCAUUCCAAGUGAUGUGAAUUGUGCGUCCUCUGCAUGACAAAUGGUAGAUUUUAGUCUUCUAAAUAAAACCUGUCUGAAAAAAAUAUCUAUAAAAAAGGAUAACACGGCAGUAGCGACUUGACAAAACGCAUGCUCAGUAUUAGGACACUGUUGAUCGUUCCAUUCUUCCCUGCAAGUUUGCAAUAGUGCCACUCUUUCUGUCUUGAUAUAUUUACCGACUGUGACCAUCUUGUUGUAAAAUAAUGCAAAGGGAUCAAAAAAGUGAAAUGAAGAUGACGACAUAUGAAGAUUUGUGGUUGUAUUGCAAAAAAAAAAAGAAAAAAAAAAGACCUGUUUUCUAAACGAUUAUGCAGUUCUGUAAUGAGGAUGUUGAUUAAGUGCUGAAAGAGGAGGACUGGUUGUGUACUGUAACAUAGGUUUUGGAUGCUCUGAAAAUAAAAUAAACGUUUGCAAUGUAAAGCAAAGACGCAUAUUUCUGAGAGACCUUACUUUUAUAAGAAGACUGUACCUGUAAGUUUAUUCUCCCCGUGUGGUUUGUUAUUGGUAUAUAAAAAAAUAAAAAAUGACAAUGUUGACGACAACUAUACACAGAAACAAAAAAAAAAGAAAACACAAAGGGUUUUUGUUGCUUCUGUACUUUAGAGCUAUGCAUACCAAAUCUCCAAAAUGUCCCCUUAGUUAGAGUAAGUUGAUGAAUCCCCCAAACCUGAAUGACAAUAGAUUCAACUGUGAGAUUGAUGUCCUCAACGCAUGUUAUAUUAAAAGAUUCCCUCUCUGUAUCUUGUCAGUGUGUAAAGUGGUGGACAUUUUGUAGCUAGCUGAAUUGAUUAAAAGUAAUCAACCCU